AUGGAUCUCGCGGAGACGCAGCGUCUCCUGUCGGAGUACCUGCACGAACUCGCGACCCUUUUCCACCAAAUACCCGGGUCCGCUAUCUUCCUUCGUUACGUCAAGUCAAGCUACCAAGAUGAUCCAAUUCGCUCCGCGGUGGAAUUGUUUCUCUUUUUGUUUGCUGUGCGGUAUCUCUUGGCUCCCAAGUACUCGACAAAGCCCGGUGUAGUACCACUCACGGAGGACGAGAUCGAUGACCUGGUGGACGAGUGGACCCCUGAGCCACUGGUCGGAGAGCCCACACCUUUGGAGGAGAUGGAAGUUGCCAGACGGACUGUGAUUGUGGGUCCUGUCGGCCCCAAGUCUAAACUCGCCAACGGUCGCACCGUUACUAAUCUCAGCUCUUAUAACUUCUACAACUUCAACACCAACGAGACUCUCAAAGAGAAGGCGAUCCAGACCCUUCGAAACUACGGUGUCGGUCCAUGUGGUCCUCGCGGUUUCUACGGCACUCAAGACGUUCACCUGAAGACCGAGGCCGAUAUCGCGUCAUUCCUUGGCACCGCUGCCUGUAUCAUGUACUCCCAAGCGUUUUCGACCAUUUCCAGUGUGAUCCCUGCCUUCUCUAAGCGUGGUGACAUUAUCGUGGCCGACAGAGGUGUGAGCUUUGCUAUCCGGAAGGGUAUCCAGAUCUCCCGGAGCACCGUCCGGUGGUAUGAACACAAUGAUAUGGAGGACCUGGAGCGAGUUCUCGCCAAAAUCACCAAGGAGCAGGCGCGCAAGCCGUUGACUCGACGAUUCAUCAUCACCGAGGGCAUGUUCGAAUCUUACGGUGACAUUGUGAAUCUGCCCAAGAUUAUUGAGCUCAGGCUCAAGUACAAGUUCCGCCUGAUCUUGGACGAGACAUGGUCUUUCGGAGUUUUGGGCCGCACUGGUCGUGGUGUGACUGAGCACCAGAAUGUCGAUGCCGCAGAGGUUGACAUGAUUGUGGGUUCGUUGGCUGGUUGCCUCGUAGGAGGUGGAGGCUUCUGUGCUGGAUCAGAGGAGAUUGUCCACCACCAGCGUAUUUCUGCUUCAGCGUACACUUUCUCUGCGGCUCUUCCGGCUCUUCUCUCUACCACUGCCAGCGAGACUAUCAAUCUCCUUCAAAACAACCCAGAGACAGUAUUGCAGCUGCGCGAGCAGACUAAAACAAUGCGGGCUCAACUAGACCCCCGGAGUGACUGGGUAUACUGCUCCAGCUCUCCCGAAAACCCCGUUCUCAUUUUGGUUAUCAAGCCCGAGGUUGUGGCUUCUAAGAAGCUUUCUUAUGAAGACCAGCAGUUCUUGCUCCAAGAUGUUGUUGAUGAGUGCCUCGCCAACAGUGUUCUUAUCACCCGUCUCAAGACUCUCGAGGACAACUUUGAGCCAAAGCAAAUUGUCCCUGCUGCGCUGAAGGUUUGUGUCACCACUGGCCUCACCAAGAAGGAGAUCGAAAAGGCUGGCACCAUUGUCCGGCAUGCCAUCACAAAGGUGAUGAGCAAAAAGAAAUAA
Molecule: messenger RNA, 1515 nt
Organism: Penicillium verhagenii
Lineage: Eukaryota; Fungi; Ascomycota; Eurotiomycetes; Eurotiales; Aspergillaceae
Gene: lcbA
Product: serine C-palmitoyltransferase subunit lcbA
Exons: 4
Coding region: 1-1515 (504 amino acids)
Biological process (GO): ceramide biosynthetic process; sphingosine biosynthetic process
Cellular component (GO): endoplasmic reticulum
Molecular function (GO): pyridoxal phosphate binding; serine C-palmitoyltransferase activity
Source: RefSeq, a predicted model, not a curated record